Messenger RNA from Symbiodinium sp. CCMP2456, 1269 nucleotides. The record is from the annotation of a GenBank genome assembly. NCBI's taxonomy places the organism in Eukaryota, Dinophyceae, Suessiales, Symbiodiniaceae.
AUGGCGAGCAUCGGCCAGCCUUCGAUGCUCAGGCUCUGGCAACUCCCCAACCCGCGCUGCAGCGCAUGUGCCGUCAGCUCGACAGCAGGACAGCGGGCCUCCGCAAGGCGUCCUCCAAGAGGCCCUGUGGAGUUGCACAGUGCCGUUCUCGGCGCCGUUGCUGCAGGUGUGAAGUUGCGAAUACAACGGCGCCUUCAAGCCAGGUGCAGACACUCACGCGGGCUGCGACAAGCAUGCCGGGCGACUGACAAAGGAAGCAGCGAAGCUCAAUCAGUGCCCCCGGAGCUGGGUGAGUGGUGCGCCUUGUUCAUAAAUCUCGAAAGAAGAGCUGAUCGCAAAGAGCGGCUUCGCUCCUUGCUCGCCGAAGCCAACGAGCCCCUCCUUGGCCGCCUGGAGCGCGUGGAGGCCAUCGACAAGCUGGCCUUGUCUUUAGAUGAUGAGGUGGUCGUGGACGCAGUCGGUCCCUAUGCUUUGGAGCGUGCCAGGCGCGCAGUGGACGAGGAGCAUUACACCAUUGUCCACGACGAGGAAGGGAAUUUGGUUCAUUUUGACGACCACCUGACGGUGGGCGGCAUCGCUUGCGCUCUGUCCCACCGCCUGGCGCUCCAGCGCAUUGCCACGCACCCGACGGCCGAGUGGGGUCUGAUUCUGGAGGACGACGUCAACGCCGUCGUCCCGAGAGUAGACCUAGCAAUCUCAAAGCUCCUGAAAGAGCUGCCGGAAGAGUGGGAUGCCGUUUGCCUCGCCUACCAUGAUCCUCGUGGGAGGGUACAUCCGCUCGCCGUCGACAAGGGCACAGUCGAUGAGUCCUUUGACGGUGCAGAGGUCGAGUUAAUGCAGUCACACGGGCAUGUCUUCGGCCUUGGGGCGUGGAUGGUCCGCAAGGAGGCUGCCCAGGAACUAGUAGAGCACGCUUUCCCCAUCGAAAGCCAGGUGGACUUUACCCUCACCAACUGGUUGGCCCGAAACGGAAGGAGCUUCUGGAAGGUGGAUCCCACUAACUUGCUCUUCUACGCGCCCUCCAGUGAGGAGGAGAUGGACUCCGACGUGCAAACUAUGGUACCUAUCGCGAAGAUAGAAGAGGAGCACGAAUCUCUGCAGGCGUACAUUGACUACAUGAGCGGCAGGACGGCUGACCCAUAUGAGGAUUGGGACCUUGAUCUGGAUUUAGACUAUGGUGCGCAGCAGUUCGACGAAGAGGAAUGGAUUCGGCAAUGGCAAGAGGCGAGAUACGAGGAAUACUAUGGGCGUUCGAGGUCCGAAGGCUGA